Molecule: messenger RNA, 3784 nt
Organism: Manihot esculenta (cassava)
Lineage: Eukaryota; Viridiplantae; Streptophyta; Magnoliopsida; Malpighiales; Euphorbiaceae
Exons: 6
Coding region: 377-3784 (1135 amino acids)
Source: RefSeq, a predicted model, not a curated record
CUAAUCCCUAAUUCCUAAUCCCUAAUCCCUAAUUAGCUAUACUAACAAAACUAACCCUAAUCCCCUCAUUUAUUUUUUCAUUUUGCUAGUCUCACUUCCCUCUCUCCGUCGGCACCUCUCUCCCCCGAUUCCCUUCCCAUAAUUCCCAGUCAACGCCUCUCUCCCCCCCCACUUCACUGAAGAGUGCCGGCAACCCAAUCGGCACCGGCGACAUCUCCUAUCUCUACCCAAUAAAUCUUCUCUCUCCGUCGGCACCUCUCUCCCCCGAAUCUGUGACUGGUACUUUUGAUCAAGUACGUGUCUGCUUCUCUGUGAUUUUGAGUGCCCAUUUCUUGAAAAGAUCCUACUCGACCUUUUGCUACUCUUUCUCUGGAAAAUGAAUGCCAAUCGACAGUGGAUGUAUAAUAGGCUCAAGGAUGGGUUGUUGAGUACUGAUUUUUUAAACGGUUUAGAAGAGUUCAUACAAUUUGCUUCAAGUCAUCCUGAAUGUAUGGAUGGUAUGAAUAUAAGAUGUCCUUGUAGUAUGAGAAGGUGUUCGAAUCGGAGGUUCCUCUGUGUGGACGAUGUACAUUAUCAUCUGAUGAAAAAUGGUUUCGUCCCUAAUUACUACAGGUGGACAGCACAUGGUGAAUGUUGGGAUGAUCAAGGAACCUCUAGUGUUCUAUUGUCUGAAACUAUCAUGGAAAAUGAUUUUCAAACUGGGGCUAAUGGCCGAUACCAUGAAAUGGUACUUGAAGGGUUUGGUUUACCGCCUCAAAUUGAAUUCAUGGAGGAGGCACCUAAUGCCGAGGCACAAAGGUUGUAUGAAAUGUUACAAGCAGCAAGUGAAGAGUUAUGGCCAGGAUGCAAUAAGCACACAAAACUGUCUGCUGUGGCACGUUUGAUGAACAUGAAAUCGGAGCAUCAUUUCUCUGUAAAAUGUUUUGAUCAGAUUGUCGAGUUUUUAAAAGAAGUUCUACCCGAAGAUAAUGUGCUUCCUGAUAAUUUUUACAAAACGAAAAAGUUAAUUGAGGGUUUGGGUCUACCAGUGGAAAAGAUUGAUUGUUGCAGAAAUAAUUGCAUGAUAUAUUGGUCUGGUGACGCUGAGUUACAAGAAUGCAAGUUUUGCCAGCUUCCUAGAUAUAAACGCACGGUAAAUAGCUUGACAAAGCAAGUUGUUCAUAAGCCAUAUAAGAAGAUGUAUUACUUUCCUCUCACUCCAAGGUUACAACGGCUUUAUGCAUCAGACGCAACAGCACCCCAUAUGAGAUGGCAUGCUGAACAUGAAUAUGAGGAAGGGGUCAUGCAUCAUCCAUCUGAUUCUCCCGCAUGGAAACACUUCAAUGCAUGUUAUCCAUCAUUUGGAUCAGAGAUAAGGAAUGUGAUGCUUGGAUUGUCUACUGACGGAUUCCAACCAUUUGGACAAUCUGGCCAACAGUACUCAUCUUGGCCCAUCAUUCUGACACCAUAUAAUCUUCCGCCAUGGCUAUGUAUGAAGUCAGAAUAUAUGUUUCUCACUGUUAUAGUUCCGGGCCCAAAUAAUCCUAAAUUUAAAAUUGAUAUAUUCUUACAACCCUUAAUCGAAGAACUAAAACAAUUAUGGAACAUGGGGGUUGAGACAUAUGAUGUGGAUAAGAAGCAAAAUUUUCUCAUGCGGGUUGCUUUGCUAUGGACCAUUAGUGACUUUCCUGCUUAUGCCAUGCUUUCUGGUUGGAGCACUGCAGGAAGGCUUGCAUGCCCAUAUUGUAUGGAUAACACUGAUGCAUUUACUUUGCCAAGAGGUGGCAAACAAUGUUGGUUUGACAAUCAUCGUAAAUUUUUGAACCAUAACCAUCCAUGGCGGAAGAAUAAAUCAUGGUUUAGAAAAAACAAAGUUGUUACUGAACAUGCACCUCUAGUAAGGACUGGAGAGGAAAUUUUGCAUGAGAUAGAAAGUCUGGGAUUAAUGAGAGUGACAGAUCCAGGUUCAGAUGUUGUUAAUGCUGUUAUUAGUAAGACAUGUGGAUGGAGGAAACGCAGCAUAUUCUGGGAUUUACCUUAUUGGAGUUCCUUGCUUAUUAGACACAACCUUGAUGUAAUGCAUAUUGAAAAGAAUUUUUUUGAUAACUUGUUCAAUACCAUUAUGAAUAUAGAGGGUAAAACAAAAGAUAAUGCAAAAGCAAGAGAAGAUAUGAGGGAAAUAUGUCGGCGGCCUGAGUUGGAGGUUAAUGCAGAAACUGGUAGGUAUCCAAAAGCAAUAUAUGCAUUGGACAAACCGGCAAAACAAGUUAUUUGUGAAUGGAUGAAGGGACUCAGAUUUCCUGAUGGUUAUGUGUCUAAUAUGGCUCGAUGUGUCGACAUGAACAAGUACAGAUUAUUUGGAAUGAAAAGUCAUGAUUGUCAUAUUUUCAUGCAAAGGUUGUUGCCUAUUGCUUUUCGUGAAUUAUUACCAAUCAGAGUGUGGGAAGCAAUUACCGAGCUAAGUAUUUUCUUUAAGCAACUAACGAGUACGAUCUUACGGGAGGAAGAUAUGCAAAGGCUUGAAGAGGACAUUCCGGUUAUACUAUGCAAAUUGGAGCGAAUAUUUCCUCCGGGCUUCUUCGACUCGAUGGAACAUCUUCCGGUUCAUCUUGCAUAUGAAGCUCGCAUUGGGGGUCCAGUGCAAUGUCGUUGGAUGUAUCCUUAUGAGCGGUACAAUGGAAUUUUAAAGAAGAAUAUUAAAAAUAAAGCCAAAGUUGAAGGAUCAAUUGCUAAUGCAUACUUGGUAGAGGAGGCAUCUUCUUUUUGUGCUUACUAUUUUGAGUCACAUGUUUCUACAAGACAUCGACGGGUUCCACGUAAUGAUGAUGGUGGUGUAGUGGAAGAUCAGGAGAUUGAAGGAAAUUUAUCAAUAUUCAAAUAUCCGGGUAGACCCAUAGGUCAAUCAAAGAAAAGGAUAUUGACAAAGGAUGAAAGAAAUGCAGCUCAUUUAUAUAUCCUACUAAAUUGUGAAGAAGUUUCGCCAUUUAUCAAAUUAUAUAUUGAGGAACUACGGAGGAUAUCACCUAACAUUACCGAUGGAGAGGUAGACAUCACAUUGGAGAAUAACUUUCCCACAUGGUUCAGAGCAUACGUACAUGAACCAACCAAUACAGUGAACAAUCCUCUAAUCCAAGAUUUAGCCAAAGGACCUCUAAAUACAGUGAAUGUGUACACAGGAUACUAUGUAAAUGGAUACAAAUUUCACACUGAGGGACGAAGUGCUAAUCGAAUGACGGUGAAUUGUGGUGUAUGCAUUAAAGGAACGAACUAUAGUGAUCAAUCAAGUGAUUACUAUGGUAAGUUGAUAGAGGUUCUUGAAGUAGAAUACCCGGCUUUACCUAUGAAGCGGACAGUUCUAUUCCACUGUGAAUGGUUUGAUCCUACCCCAAAUGUUGGAGUGAAAAUUCAUUUAAUGUAUAAUAUUGUGGAUGUAAAUCAGAGAAGGAGAUUUCAUAAGUAUGAGCCAUUUGUUUUGGCUAGCCAGGCACAACAAGUUUAUUACAUUCCUUAUCCUUCUUUAAGACGAGCAAGGUCUGAUUGGCAAUCUGUGAUAAAAAUUAAAGCCAGGGCAGUGAUUGAAUUACCAAAUGUUGUUGUACCAGCGACAGCGUCAACAACAGAUGCAUUUCAAGAAGAUACUGUAACUUUGCAGCCUUUAGUCUUAAAUGAGGAAGGAUUACCUGAGACAUUAAAUGAUCCAGCGGGUGGUGAAGUGUUUAUUUCAGAAUUAGUUGAAGAAGAAGAAGAAGAUGAAGAGACAUAUCAUUAUUCAACUUCAGACAAUGACGAAUAUUACUUAGAUUAG